UGAAGUGGAGACACGUCUUGCUCAUGUUUUACCUGUAGUCACCUGGUUUAUCGGUGGCGUUUAAAUAGUGCAUUUCCUUCGCACUUUGACGUUCAUACCGGUCCGACGGCGACCGCGUUAUUGAGAAAGCGACCUGUAACGAUGCUAACCGGCAGAGAUGCUACACAACAGAAGAGUGGCCACAAACAGCGAGUCAUGCUGUUUAAAGCACGCCCCUCAACAAGAGGUGGAGUGUUACCCAUGAGCCAUUGCGGUGACAGCCCGGUUGUGCGACUGCUCUCGCGCUGGUAGCAUCUCUGAUCGCUGCCUUCUUGACACGCCUUUUGUUGUCUCGUCCAUCGCUGCUAACAAGAACCACCCGCAGCCAGCAGCAACCCAGGAAACCAGAACCGGGCGCACGUCCUUCACGUUGUCAGGAUGAGCGCGGACGACACCAACCCGGCGGCGCUGGCCAAGCCUGUGGCGGAUGUGCAGGGAGACGCGCGCUGGAUCUCGCAGCACACGCGGUUCGUGCAGGAGUGUAAGGACGGUGAACCUGAGGUCCUCUUCAUCGGAGACUCCAUGGUGCAGCUCAUGCAGCAGUAUGAGGUGUGGAGGGAGUUGUUCUCGCCUCUUCACGCGCUGAACUUCGGCAUCGGGGGCGACACCACGUGCAACGUCCUGUGGAGGCUGCAGAACGGAGAGCUGGAGAACAUCCGACCCAAAGUGGUGGUGCUAUGGGUGGGAACCAACAACCAUGAACACACGGCAGAGCAAGUGGCCGGUGGGAUCCUGGCCAUCGCAGAGCUGCUGACCUCUACGCUUCCUAAAGCCAAGGUCAUCGUGCUGGGCCUGUUGCCGCGUGGCGAGCGGCCCAACCCCCUGCGAGAGAAAAACGCUGCCGUCAACAACUUCCUUCGCUCUUGGCUUCCACGCCUCAGCCAGACUCAGCUGCUGGACGUCAGCGGCGAGUUCGUCCACUCGGACGGAACCAUCAGCCCGCAGGACAUGUUCGACUUCCUCCACCUGACGUCGUCGGGGUACCGCGCCAUCGCCAAGCCUCUCAGCGACCUGCUGCUCCAGAUCCUGGAGGAGACGCCGGAGGAGCGGCGGGCGUCGUUGGUUUGAGGAGGACGGCGAGGAGCAUGUGAAUCCAGGGGCGUGGCCUGCUGGGGGACAUGCCGCUGGAGUCCUGAGGAGGAGGUGGGGAAGGGGGCCGGGUCAUGGGGUCGCUCCACUGACCCCGUCCACGGGCCAUGCUGCAUUCGUGGUUCAGGUUCUCACCUACCAGGUGAGACCAGGUCUGGAGCCACAUCUGCUGCAGCCAGUUUGCCCAUCUAACUGCACAAUUCCCUUCACAUGCUUCACCUUUUCAACACUAAUUCAGCUCCAGUCUUUAGUGCUUUUUUGACCCAUUCGCUUCUGUGCUGCUCCGGUGUAGUGAUCUGAGCCAACAAAGAUGGUGACUGACUCCCGACCUGAGACCAGCAGAGAGGCGUCACUCUGAUCACGAAGUAUUUCUCCAGCAGUGACGCCUCUGGCUUCGUCAGAAUCGCAUGCCUUUUUUGGGGCGACACAUUUGCUGAAGGUGAAUGGGGUGCAGGUGUUUAAUCCGACAUGUGCUCCGAGGUCCUGUGGUCACCUCCGGCCCCCGUCUCUUUUCCAAACAUCUGCCAUCCGUUUGCCCAGCAGAAACACAAGAACUUCACGAAUGAUUCCUCAGUUUUUGAAGUGAAGAAACUUAAAAUGUACAUAGUGUUAAGCCUGAAUAGCUCGGUGUCGGCCAUGUUUUCUCCACCUGUGCAGGCAGUUAUUCUCCGACGAUCCUGCUGCGCACUGGUGCUGUCAGUCAAAGCUUCUGAAUGUAUGAUAUCAAACAGGUUUAUUUUCCUACAUAGACUUGAUAUGGUUCCUGCUCUUUAUCGCUGGGUAGAGGCUGAUAUUGGCGUGGUUACCACUCUCAAACGUAGUCACUCCCUCUGUGGUUGUCCUCCUGCGCCACGCCUCCUUCACCUGCUUGUAGAAGAGUAGCGCCUCCCGCCGCGACCACGCCGCCAGCCCUUUAGUCCGCCACAUGAAGCGUUUUAUUCCUCCGUCUGUGAUUAAGUGACAUUAAAACUCUGCUCGUGCGCUGAGUGAGUGAGUGUGUGUGUGCAUGUCUCGUGUGUUUCUGGGGACCGGUGUGAGUGUGUGAACUCUGGAUGUUUACGUUCCUUGACCCUCAUUUGUAAAUACGACCUGAAGCCUGGAAGAUUGUUCGGUGCGAUGAUUUGUUUACACUGUUGCUUGUUGUCACGCAGAGAAAAAUCAUUCCAAUAAAAAGACGUGGAUCUCAGCGAGUGUGUUUCCCUCCCUCCUCAGAGAUGACGGGUCUGUGGCCGUGCGUCAUUCGUUUGUCCCGUCAACACUCUGGCCGAGGAACGCCUCGGAUCUGCUGAUGAUGAUUGUCAGUUAAGUGGAAACGUAGACGUAACUCGGGUUUGUUCGUGAUCAGAUGCUCGAUUUGUGGAUUGUUUUUAUUCAGCUCUACAGUAGAUGCGGGGUGUGUUCGGCAGGGGGCGCUGUUGCACCGGGAAACGUUAUUUCAGAGUCCAGUUUGAAGGUUCAGGGAAAUGUAUGCUCAGAUCGUUCCCUGUCUUCGAUUCACAUUUCUGCGUUUCAAUACGGUUUUUGUACAUCAGUCCUUUUGUUACAACAAAAGGAGAAUGAAUGUAUCCGAAUCGUGGGAGUACGGCGCUGAAUCCGAGCUCUCGAAACAACUCUGAUUCUUUUUCGACCUGCAGGUGAACGCUGGCUCUACUCCGAGUCUCUAAUGGACGACAGAGUUCUGCAGUGAAACCCCGUCUUUAGUUCACCGGAGGAGAGCGUGGAUGCCAUAAAGCAGCACCUGGGUUUCACAUCCGGUGCCAAGCGAUUCCUAAUUUGAAUAUUCAUCCGACGUCUUGUCCUCACCUCCCUCUCGCCCAAAUUAGAAAACGCAUGCGGCGCCCCACUCUCCCACUCGUCCUCGCAGCCACCAGUCUGGUGACGUCAUGUCCACGCUCCCCGUGAGUCACACACCCAGCCUGGGCCUCCGGCGGAGUCUCCGCGGCGGAUGACGGGGGCUGAGCACGGGCCUCAGCUCCAAGCCCCGCUGGAGCUCUGGCAGGCGGGAACCGUUCAUUCACCAGGCUUCCAUCGAACGUGAGGCGGUUCAUGAAUGGAUAACACUGCACCCCGUAAUGGCCCAGUGGCAGGUUCCACUCCGACGCUGCCUUGCUCAGUGACCCUCACAGGAGUGGCACCUGCGACCCCGAGUUCACUGGUGAACGUGCUGCUUUGUUGGGGACUUUCCUGGUGUUUUUCUCAUGAAACCGAAGACGCAGCGAGAACAAAACAGAGUUAACUGUGGACAGAUGUGGCAGCGAGGAGCAGGAGCAGAUUUAGGAGUAAUGAGGAGAGAAAGUGGGACGUUGAUCCGUCAGUGGUUGGGUUCAAACGUGUGGCUCAGGGGCUGAAUCAGGCCGCCAUGACAGUUGAUUCAGCCUCUUCAUCUCCAGUCGUCCUCAGCUCUGACUCGCUCUCUGCCCCAACCAUCUCACCUCCUGCACCUUUCCUCCAAACCUCUCCGCAUCUCCUCUGAGAUGCUCAGGUCUGACUCAGUCCCGACACCAGUCACUUCCACCCGGACUGCACUCUCUUCUUCACCUCCCUGCAGCUCCAUCUUUUUCACAUUUCCCUGUUAUCAAUGCUUUAGUUUUUUCUUCUACGACCUUAAACAGUCCAGUGUUCCAGGACGUUCCAUCAGCUACUGACUUGUGAAGAAGCUCCUCCUCCUUCUGCGAAAUGACACAUUCAAUCCCAUGACGCUCUUGACUUGACUCGUGUCUAACAGCGAUGACAACAAUUCAUCAGAAAGAGAAUUUGGUGAAAGUGGAUGUAAGCCUGUGCUUCAAGGGGAAGUGGAGGACGUGUUUAACCUCAGAGAGUCAAAGGUCAGGCUGUGUUUCACCCUGAAGAUGAUUCUUUGUGCGCUAACUCCAUGACUCCACAUCAGAGUGCAGCCCCGCCCCCUCAGGUGGGAUGAACGCGGUGACCUCUCCUCCACUCACUCGUGCUGUGUUCUCUUCCAGGAUCUUUGUGAAAGGCGUUUCCUGCUGAAGGGCAGGGCAGUGACUCACGGGGAAGAGGAAGUUCUUGCCCUCACCCUGAACUCACUUUGGUUUCCUGACGUGACUCCGCUCUCCGGUCCCGACCUCCACAAACUCUGCUGUUUUGACUGCGAUUUGAAGCAGCUGCUGCGUCGACCUUGGCUUCUGAGAAAGCCCAACUGCUGAGUCGGCGCUUCAGUUGGAACUGGGAGUAAGCAGUGAGAGUGUGAUAGUCCUCUUUUUCUCUCUUGAAGUGAUAAAAUCCCGCCUUCGGACGGACUUUUUAUGGUGCGUUUAUGACGCGGCUUAUCGAAGGGUUGAGCAACCGCAGGCUCUCAGCUCGGCUGUGGCUCACAACAAAGCUGCUGUCGACGAAUCACCUCAUGCUUGGGAGUUACCUAACGGUUCACAAGGGAACACUCUCACGCAGCGUGUCAGCGCCUCACAUGGUGACCUCACAGGUGCCUUGCAUCAUGGCAUGAGGUUCUGACUUCAAGUUGUGAACUGUUACUGACAAGAAAAGCCUUCGGUUUUCGCUCUGUGACCCCCGAAAGUUCUGUGUUUCAUCCUCACUCUUUCUGUUCUCCAACACUGUGGGGAACUUCUUCUGAGCUGAGAGUGGUCAGAAGGUCCUCAGCUCAGGUCCAGAACCUUCCCUUGGAGCUUGUGUGGGUCGGCCAAAACAACUUCUCCUUUCAGAGUUUCCCUUCCUCCACCUUCAUCUGUCGUCCUGCAGUCGCACCUUCAUGACCCUCGCUAGUUUCCUCCUUCUUCUCCUCAAACCCCUCCCUCACCUCUCCACCUCAUGCAUUAGCACUGUUGUCCACGGUGGCCCCUGCUUCUCACCCUGUGUAGCUGGGACAGAGCUCAGAGAGAAAAAGAAGUUUUGAAUUGAACUUAAAUUUUGUCACUUAAGUGUGAGGAUACAAGAACAAAAUAGGUGAAAAAAUUCAAUAUGUUAUCCAAUAAUAUAUAUUUUACUCUUUAUAUACAUUUUAUUCUCAACAUGGAUCCUGAAUAUUUGAAGUGUAAAUAAGUUUGUAGCAGAACUAUAUUAAAAUAAUGAUUAAAAAGUCAUUUUAUAACGUGUUUUUUCCCAGUGUUUUGGAUGCAUUUAUUGUGGUGGACAAUAAUACUAUUAAAAUGGUCAUUAUCACAUAAUGUGAAUUAUAAUAUUACUGUGAGGUAGCUACAGACACGUGACCAAGGGGCAUUAUGUCAAUGGGACAGUUGCUCUUUGACUCUCAAAGAUCUAAAAAUAGCCAACAAGUAUUUUUUUGGUUAGAGCUCACGAGGGCCGCGCAGAUGAAGGCAGAGGGCCUCAUGUGGCCCCUGCGACACCUGACCUCGAGUGAGUCAGACAAGAUGAUGAAGUCUGCAGGUUAAAAAACACGUCAGGCCUGUUGAUAGACAAAUAAAACUUUAUUUAAAAUGGACGAGUUUGUCACAUGACCCGGACGGUGAUGGAUGUGACGGUCGGGACAAGGCCCCGCCGCCGCGGGUCUGGGGUGAAGGUCAGGGGUCGGGUGGCUGUGUUGAUUCUGUCGCCUCCCUCAGCUGGAGACGCUGGACAUGCGUCAGAAAGGUCAGCGGCGGCUGGUUCAGCUGUCGACUGUGGCUGCAUUGAUUCGCAGAAAGACGGCGGGAAUGUGAAGAAGUGAUGUGGAAAUGCUUGGCGUGCUUGGUCCCCGGGUCGCGCCGGUUCAGUCUCUCACACCCAGGAGGGGGUGCCAGAGUGGGAGAAGCAGGGCUCAGUUGUCGUUGAUGAUCUGCCGAGGUCGGCCGUAUCCCGUCAUUCCGGCCUGCGACGCGCCUUUGUUUGUGCCCAUCUGCAGCCCGAUGACGUUCCUGCCCUCGUUCAGCUGCUCGUCGGAGAACUCCCUCCUGUUCUCCUGAGCUUUCCUGCGCACAGACACACGCCUCCUCACUCUCCGCCCUCGGCUCCCCUGCCAGGAGACGGCGCUCACCUGUGGAACCAGUUGAGGUCUCCUCUGUAGAAGCCGUCCUGCUUGGUGACUGCCAGAGAGCCCAGAGCCAUCAGGGUCCUCUGGACCGCAGCCAGGUCUCUGCCUGAGCACAAGACAGCGUCUCUGUCAGACAAACACCCUGGAGACCGUACACCACCACGAGGCUCCACACUGGGUCGGGGACAGUCAAAGUCUUGAACCUGGUCUCAUCAUCUGACUUGCUCUUUAUUCCUUCUGAUCCUUCAAAGUCUUGGUCUCAUCCUAGUCCAGCAACUCCUCAUCCCUAACCUCAAAGUCUUGGUCUCACCUCUCCCUAGCCUUGGGUUUGACCUGGUCUCGCCCCCUCAAAAUCUUGUCCCAGUCUUGUUCUUCAACCUGAUCCCAUACCUGCCCUGUCUUGGUCUUGAUUCCUUCUUCCCUCCUCAAAGACUCUCAUGAGUCUCGUCUCAGUCUCUGUCUCACCCUGGUCUUCAUUCUGUCUUUCCUCUAGUGGGUCUUGAAUCUGUCUUGCCCCCUCAAAGUCGAGGUCUUGACUUUGUCUCACAUCUCCCCAGCCUUGGUCUUGAUUCUGUUGUGACCCCUCAAAGCCUUGUACUAGUCUCGGUCUCAUUCCUCCCUGGCCUUGCUCUUGACCCAGACAUGUCCCUUAAAGUCUUGUCUUGAUCAUGUCCUGGUCUUAGUCUCACCCCUCUCUGGUCUGGGGUCUGUCUUUCCCCCUCAAAGUCUUGCCUUAGUCUUGGAGUUGUUCUUCACCCUAACUGGCCUUGGUCAUGACCCAGACAUGUCUCAGUCUUGUUGUGACCUUGUCUCGGUCUCACCCCUCCCUGGUCUUGGACUUUGACUCAUCCCUCCCUAGCCUUGGUCUUGAUUCCUUCUCUCCUCCUCAGAGUCGCCCCAGUCUCCGGUUGGGGGGCCUGGACUCCAGCAGCAGGAUAAGCCUGUCACCAAGGUGUGGCUGAACCAAAGACUCAACAGUCACCUUCGUAGAGGUCCACCGACUGGAACAAGUCCAUUUUGAUGACGCCGUACUUUUCGGCGGCGUUGAGGAAGAGAACGAUCUGCUCCAUCUGCUUGAAGGCCAUGCCCGAGCUCUUGAUGCCGGCCACGGGCUUGUGCUCUCCAUGCAGACUGUUGAUGAGGUGGCACAGAACCUGGAGGCAGAGAGAAGCUGUUGAGCUCGGACCGCUCACGGACCGCUCACCACACGCUGCACGGACAAGACAGAAGUGAACAGGAGCUUCUGAAGAACAGAGGGUCGACACACGGAUGCAUGCAGGAACGUGCAGAGACACGAAGGGGGUGGAGUCACGCCAGUCACAGCAGGGAAAACAGACCCAUGUUGCGUAAGGGCAAGACUAUAGGAAGGUGUUGUUCAGGUGCUGUGUUUGGGCCUGUGGCGGGCGGAUCCAGACCGGUCGCCACAGACAGGAGACUCAAGUGAGGACCUGGGGGUUGGAGGCGGAGCUCAGACAGACAUGGAGGCUCCCGGCGAGCGCGGUACUCACGCAUCCGUCCUUCAGCCACUCCUGGAAGCUGGCCCGGCCUGUCGCGGGCCGCGUCACUUUGGCGCCACACUGGGCCAUGAUCCACUCCACCAGCCGCUCCUCCAGCUCCGGGUCGUACUUCUUAUCGAUCUUGGACUGGACCUCCCGGCUGAAGCCGUACAACGGACCUUUGUUUGCCAUGCUGCUGCUGCUGCUGCGGCGGCGAGAGCUUCUGUGAGCGCGUGGCUGGAAACAUUUAGCAGGUGAAACACACUUCAAAUCCCCAGGUGCACAGAACCCCGCCCCCCUGAGGGAGAAACCAACAGGGCAGAGAACCAUCCUCGGACCGUCUUUCAUAACUAACACCCCGCUCCGCCCGCCGCCUGGGACCGCACUUCCUUCUAGCAGAAAUAGUUUGGAGCAAACGGGCUCCAGGCCUGUCACUCAGGCCACUUCCUGCAUCCUGUUUGCUUGUUUAACUUCCUUCCUGAGGCUCUGCAGCAGCGGCCGCCGUGUUUCGACGCAACACUUCUGCUCACCGUGGCAACAGAUGAUUCCGCGCUCCUCUUUGUGUUGAAGAGAUCUUUGAUAUGGAGGAGCUCAUGAGGUGGCAGUUGGGCCGCUGGUUCCAGGUGCUUCCCUGGAGAAAGCGGGGCUGCUGAUGUCCUUGCUCUCCCCCUCAAACCUGCAUCUUCUGCUGCUCACUGGCAGCUGAUCUCUGAGCACCAGAUAAGUGGCGUGACCUCUGACCCUCAGCUGAUUCGUGGAGACAAGAUAGAGAUCCAGCGGACUCAGACAUUCCUCAGACUCUUCACUCUUGAUUCUGACCUGGUUCUCAGCUCAAAUCUGACUCCCUCAAUAACAGCUCCAUCAGAAAGUGCGAUUCAAACUUUUAAGACCAGGGUGAGUGAAUGAUAAACCAGAGUAGAUCCUGGUUAGACGUCACUUCUACAGGCUCCACAGCGCUGGAAUGUAGCUGCAUGUUCCUCACAGCACCAGACUUUCCUGGCAGCAGAUGUGUUCCUGACUGACAUCCGUGGGACGCUGUGAACACCGUCGCUCAUCGAGCGAUAAAGGCAAUUUCUGCGUCACCGUGCUGAACUUUGCUCACCUCGCUGUUCACCGUGGUGACGGGCCAUGUGACUCUCCCGAGGACGUGUUGCGCAAACAGCGUCUCUCCUCACCUGAGAUCCAACUGAAGUGAUCCGUCUGAUUUGGCUUCGUUUGUUCACUCAAGUUUACACAGGCGCUUUGGAGAAGCCGCCGGCGCCUCGAGCAAACAGAGCAGCUCCUCGACCUGCUGUUCUCAGCUCGAGCCGCGAGGCCAGAUGCGAGUCCAGUUGACUGUUUCCACCCAGAGGAGCUCUGCAGCCUGAUGCCAGUGGAGCUUCUGAGACCAAGAGCCGUCAGUCUGAGGCCAAGCAAACACGCCGCCCGCUGACGCGGUCACUGCUGAAGCUUCAUGAACGCUGGAUGUUCAUGUACUUCACAGUGUUUUCGUACAUCGCUUGCAGUUCAGUUCUUUUAGAGCGUCUCUGCGAUGCGCUGAGCUCAGAACAGCGUGAUGUUAAACCAGCGCCUCAGGCUGUAAACAUGUUCUUUUGCUCAUCACUAUUUAAAGAAAAAUGACACGUUUUAGAACAGUUUCUUCCAAAUCAGCUGCCUGUUUGUUGCUUUAGCUUAUACGCUAAAUAAAUAGAUGCUAACACAGUGUUCUCAAACGCUGGUCUGGGGGCCACUUUGAGGACCACCAGUGUCCUCUUUGAGCUUGCAACAUACUUUUAAGCUCUUGUUUUUAUGUUGGGUAAAAGCACAUGACAAUGUACUAUUUAGAACUCAGAGAUUUUCAUGUAUGCGGUUAAAAAUGCUAUGUUGUGUAGAAAUAUAGUAUAUUGUAAAUAUAGUUUUCUGGGAAAGAAACAUGUCAAUAAAAGUGAAAGUGGUCACAUGUGUCUUCUUUGCAGUCACAAAAUACUUCCCUUUUCUGAGGAGCUCUGAGUCAGUUCAUGGAAUUUGUGAGCGUGAGAUGGGUCAGAACCAGAACCUCCAGCUGGGAGGUUUGGAAGAGGCCAUUACCGUUAGCAGGAACUGGACAAGCCUGCCGUCCUGACCACGGAUCGAAGCCCACUACUGAGCGCAGACACCCACUAACUCUGACUCUGACUCUUUUUUUUUUGGUGUCCCACCAGGAGCCAGGAGUCCGAGGCCUGGUCAGACAUGAUCUGAUAACAGGUUUAUGUAACAGCCA
Molecule: messenger RNA, 9808 nt
Organism: Synchiropus splendidus (mandarinfish)
Lineage: Eukaryota; Metazoa; Chordata; Actinopteri; Syngnathiformes; Callionymidae
Gene: pafah1b2
Product: platelet-activating factor acetylhydrolase 1b, catalytic subunit 2
Exons: 7
Coding region: 418-1107 (229 amino acids)
Source: RefSeq, a predicted model, not a curated record